Molecule: messenger RNA, 1914 nt
Organism: Corylus avellana
Lineage: Eukaryota; Viridiplantae; Streptophyta; Magnoliopsida; Fagales; Betulaceae
Product: protein NRT1/ PTR FAMILY 5.6
Biological process (GO): dipeptide transport; transmembrane transport
Cellular component (GO): membrane
Molecular function (GO): dipeptide transmembrane transporter activity; tripeptide transmembrane transporter activity
Source: RefSeq, a predicted model, not a curated record
ACUACUAACCAGUGAUAUUCUCUUCCUUCAUGAGCAAAGAUGGAGCUAGAAAUGGAGAGAAAAAAGAUGGGUGGUCGAGCAGAAAGCGAAGAAGACAAAUGGGUGCAUGAUUCUUCUGUGGAUCAUAAGGGAAGAGUUCCUCUCCGUGCUUCAACUGGUGUAUGGAAAGCCUCCUCCUUUAUCAUCACAAUUGAGUUCAGUGAGAGGUUGAGCUACUUUGGGCUAGCAGCAAAUCUCAUCUCAUACCUCACCAAAGUGAUCCAUCAGGACCUCAAAACAGCAGCCAAAAAUGUAAACUACUGGGCAGGAGUAACAACAUCGAUGCCUCUUCUUGGAGGGUUCCUAGCAGAUGCCUACACUGGCAGAUUCACUAUGGUCCUGUUUGCAUCCCUCGUAUAUCUCAUGGGUUUAAGCCUGUUGACAAUGUCUCAAUUCAUCCCAAGCCUAAAGCCAUUCAACAAUGGGAGGUCUCAUCAUCAGCCUAGGAAGAUUCAUGAGGUGGUAUUUUUCCUUGCAUUGUAUUUGAUCUCUGUUGGAACUGGAGGACACAAGCCCUGCUUAGAAAGCUUUGGAGCCGAUCAAUUCGAUGAUGAUCACUUGGAAGAGAGGAAGAAGAAGAUGUCUUACUUCAACUGGUGGAAUUUCGCACUUUGUUGUGGGCUUGUGCUUGGUGUGACAGUAAUUGCUUAUGUUCAAGACAAUGUGAGCUGGGGUGUUGCUAGUCUGAUCCUCACUUUCACUAUGGCAACUACAAUAAUAAUCUUCUUUAUGGGAAAGCCUUGCUACCGAUACAGAAUACCAGAAGGGAGCCCUUUAACACCUAUGUUGCAGGUCUUAGUUGCAGCCAUAAGAAAGAGAAAUUUACCAGCUCCAUCAAAUCCUGCUGUAUUAUAUGAAGUUCCCAAGUCUAAGUCUCAAGGAAGGCUUCUGUGUCAUACUAGUAGGCUCAGGUUUCUUGACAAGGCUGCAAUAAUUGAGGAUAAGGAGAGCAUAUCUAUUGAGCAGAAUCCUUGGAGAUUAGCGACAGUGACUAUGGUGGAGGAGACAAAGCUUAUUUUGAACAUGAUUCCCAUAUGGCUAACUUCCUUAACAUUUGGGAUAUGCAUGGCACAGGGCUCAACAUUCUUCAUUAAACAAGCCACUACAAUGAACCUUAGGAUUGCUGACAACUUCAAGCUCCCACCAGCUUCCAUUUACUCUCUUGGGGCAGUUGGAAUGAUAAUCUCUGUCACCACCUGCGAGAAGAUUAUAGUCCCAAUGCUAAGGAAAGCUACAGGCAACGAAAGAGGCUUCAACAUCCUCCAGAGGAUUGGCAUUGGCAUGAUAUUUUCCAUUGCAGCCAUGUCUGUGGCAGCCUUGGUGGAAAUGAAGAGGCUAAGAGCUGCUGAGAAGGAAACAAUUGGAGGGAAAACUGGGCCAGUGUCUCUGAGUGUGUUCUGGUUAGCUCCACAAAGCAUAAUCCUUGGAAUGGCAGACGGGUUCACUUUGGUUGGCUUGCAAGAGUAUUUCUAUGACCAAGUUCCAGACUCCAUGAGAAGCUUAGGAAUUUCCUUCUAUCUUAGUGUGAUUGGGGGAGGGAACUUCUUAAGCAGCUUUCUGAUUACCCUUGUGGAUCAUGUCACGGAGAAGUUGGGGAGAAGUUGGUUUGUAGAGGAUGUGAACAGGUGCCGUUUGGACAAUUUCUAUUGGCUGUUGGCAGCCAUGAGUGGGUUGAAUUUGUGUGUUUAUGUGAUUCUGGCUAUGAAGUAUACUUACAAAAAAGUGCAGCGAAGGGUGAUUGUGGCUGAUUGUAACAAGGGUGAUGGGGUAGAGUUGAUGCCUUGACAUGCAAGUGAUGUGAUUAUAAAAACUCUGUAAAAUGCAUUGGUGCUUGUUUAUUAAAAUUAUUGUGUUAGAUUGGGAACAGAGUGUAUU